Molecule: messenger RNA, 381 nt
Organism: Arxiozyma heterogenica
Lineage: Eukaryota; Fungi; Ascomycota; Saccharomycetes; Saccharomycetales; Saccharomycetaceae
Exons: 1
Coding region: 1-381 (126 amino acids)
Cellular component (GO): intracellular membrane-bounded organelle
Source: RefSeq, a predicted model, not a curated record
AUGUUUUGCAGUGAAACAAUUCUGUUCUUAGCCAUUUUUCCAUUUAAGAACCAAAAUAUUAUUUCACAAGUGAAUAACUUCGAAACAUUUAAUGCGGAUUUGCAUUCCUACGUGCCGGAUUAUAAUACGGAUAAUUUGAUUUCCAAUAUUAGAUAUACCGUCUGGAAUUUCAUACAGUCAUCGAUUUUGUUAAAUAAUAAAUAUGCAUUGGCAGUUAUUCUAUGUGUAAUGAUUGGAUCCAUUGGAAGCGAGUUUUUACAGUAUUGGCUAACUAAUGGGAUCAGAAUCUUCGAUCUUUAUGACAUGAUGGUCAAUGGAUUAGGCAGUGUAUUGGGUAUAGUAAUAUUCUAUCUGCUAGAACAGAGAGCCCAACUGCAGUGA